CACAAUGGCAGCAAAUAGCCUCGUUCUGCCCAUCGUUCUCUGGGGUCGAAAAGCGCCAACCCACUGUAUUUCGACCAUCCUCCUAACAGAUGACGGGGCCACCAUCGUAACAGGAUGCCACGAUGGACAGAUAUGUCUCUGGGACCUGUCAGCAGAGUUGGAAGUGAAUCCCCGGGCACUGCUGUUUGGUCACACGGCUUCAAUCACCUGUUUGUCUAAAGCAUGUACCUCCAGUGACAAGCAGUACAUCGUGAGCGCAUCUGAAAGUGGAGAAAUGUGCCUCUGGGAUGUGAGUGAUGGCAGAUGCAUUGAAUUCACGAAGUUGGCGUGCACGCAUACUGGCAUGCAGUUCUACCAGUUCUCCGUUGGAAACCAACGCGAAGGAAGGCUCCUAUGCCACGGACAUUACCCUGAAAUCCUCGUCGUGGAUGCCACCAGUCUCGAGGUGCUGUACUCCUUGGUAUCAAAGAUAUCGCCGGACUGGAUUAGCUCCAUGAGCAUUAUACGAUCUCACCGAACACAAGAGGACACUGUGGUGGCGCUCUCUGUGACGGGCAUCUUGAAGGUGUGGAUUGUUACCUCUGAAAUAAGUGAUUUGCAGGAUACUGAGCCGAUCUUUGAGGAGGAAUCGAAACCGAUCUUUUGUCAGAAUUGCCAGAGCAUCUCUUUCUGUGCGUUCACUCAGAGGUCGCUUUUGGUUGUGUGCUCGAAGUACUGGAGGGUGUUUGAUGCUGGAGACUAUUCCCUGCUGUGCUCAGGCCCGAGUGAGAAUGGACAGGCGUGGACUGGUGGCGACUUUGUGUCGGCAGAUAAAGUCAUCAUUUGGACUGAAAAUGGACAGAGUUAUAUUUACAAACUACCUGCCAGUUGCCUUCCAGCUAGUGAUUCAUUCCGAAGUGACGUAGGGAAAGCUGUUGAAAAUUUAAUUCCUCCUGUACAACACUGCCUCCUGGAUCGAGCGGAUAAAGAGAUGCUGAUCUGCCCUCCUGUUACUCGGUUCUUCUGUGGCUGCAGCGAGAACUUCCACAAACUGUUAAUUCAGGGGGAUUCUUCUGGAAGAUUGAAUAUUUGGAACAUAUCAGACAUGCUUGAGAAACAGGAAGGUGAAGAAGGACUGCGGAUGACAACUUCUAUUAGUUUGCAAGAGGCAUUUGAUAAACUGAAUCCCUGUUCUGCUGGAAUUAUAGAUCAGCUAAGUGUGAUUCCCAACAGUAACGAGCCUCUGAAAGUGACCGCCAGUGUGUACAUCCCAGCUCACGGUCGACUGGUCUGUGGUCGUGAGGAUGGGAGCAUAAUCAUUGUCCCUGCCACUCAGACGGCCAUCGUCCAGCUGCUCCAAGGAGAACACAUGCUCCGAAGAGGUUGGCCACCUCACAGGACACUCCGAGGUCAUCGGAACAAAGUCACAUGUUUGCUAUAUCCUCAUCAGGUCUCCGCACGUUACGAUCAAAGAUACCUCAUCUCUGGUGGCGUGGACUUCUCUGUCAUCAUUUGGGACAUAUUUUCUGGAGAAAUGAAGCAUAUCUUCUGUGUGCAUGGUGGCGAGAUUACUCAACUUCUAGUUCCGCCUGAAAACUGUAGUGCACGAGUGCAGCACUGUGUCUGCUCGGUAGCCAGCGACCACUCAGUAGGACUUCUAAGUUUGCGAGAGAAAAAGUGCAUCAUGCUGGCAUCUCGGCACCUUUUCCCUAUCCACGUGAUCAAGUGGAGGCCUUCUGAUGACUACCUGGUGGUUGGAUGCUCGGAUGGCUCUGUGUACGUCUGGCAAAUGGACACUGGCGCCCUGGAUCGCUGUGUGAUGGGGAUAACAGCUGUGGAGAUUCUCAAUGCUUGUGACGAAGCCGUUCCUGCAGCUGUUGAUUCGCUCAGUCACCCAGCCGUCAACCUCAAACAAGCUAUGACGCGGCGCAGUCUUGCUGCCCUCAAAAAUAUGGCCCACCAUAAGCUUCAGACCCUUGCAACAAACCUCUUGGCUUCUGAGGCAUCUGACAAAGGGAAUUUGCCUAAAUAUUCUCAUAACUCCCUGAUGGUUCAAGCAAUCAAGACGAACCUCACCGACCCGGACGUGCAUGUGCUCUUCUUUGACGUGGAAGCGUUGAUUAUUCAGCUCCUGACGGAAGAAGCCUCGAGGCCCAACACCGCACUUAUUUCCCCGGAGAACCUGCAGAAAGCGUCAGGCAGUGCAGACAAAGGGGGCUCCUUCCUCACUGGGAAGCGAGCCGCGGUCAUCUUCCAGCAAGUGAAAGAGACGAUCAAAGAGAACAUCAAGGAGCACCUCCUGGACGAGGAGGAGGGUGAGGAGGAGCUGAUGAGACAGAGGAGAGAGGAGAGUGAUCCUGAGUAUCGGGCCAGCAAAUCCAAGCCCUUGACGCUGUUAGAAUACAACCUAACCAUGGACACUGCCAAACUCUUCCUGUCCUGUCUCCAUGCCUGGGGCCUCAACGAGGUGCUGGAUGACAUCUGCCUGGACCGCCUCGGGAUGCUGAAGCCCCACUGCACCGUGUCGUUCGGGCUGUUGUCGCGCGGGGGUCACAUGUCACUCAUGCUUCCUGGUUAUAAUCAAGCUGCCUCGACCGUGUCACAGGGGAGGGUGGAAGGAGGAAGGAAGCUGCUAGCCACAGAAGGGGUGGGGAAGGGGACCUACGGGGUGUCCCGGGCUGUCACCACGCAGCACCUCCUGUCCAUCAUAUCUUUGGCAAAUACCUUAAUGAGCAUGACCAAUGCGACCUUCAUCGGCGAUCACAUGAAGAAAGGUCCGACCAGACCACCUCGACCAGGCACCCCAGACCUCUCUAAGGCAAGGGGUUCCCCCCCAACCUCCAGUAAUAUUGUGCAAGGACAGAUUAAACAAGUCGCUGCACCUGUCGUUCCCGCUCGGUCUGACGCUGAUCACUCUGGCUCUGCCUCUGCCUCUAGUCCUGCUUUACAUACCUGUUUCUUAGUAAAUGAAGGGUGGAGUCAGUUGGCUGCUAUGCACUGUGUUAUGUUGCCAGACCUGCUGGGCUUGGACAAAUUUAGGCCUCCGCUUCUGGAGAUGCUCGCUCGCAGAUGGCAAGACCGGUGCUUGGAGGUCAGAGAAGCUGCACAGGCCCUGCUCCUCGCAGAGCUGAGAAGAAUUGAGCAGGUCGGACGGAAGGAAACCAUCGACGCCUGGGCUCCUUAUUUACCUCAGUACAUGGACCACGUCAUAUCACCUGGAGUCACAGCAGAAUCCAUCCAGACUGUCACCAGCGCUUCUGACACCUCAGGGCCAGAAACUAAAGUCCAGGAGGAAGAGCAUGACCUUGUGGACGACGACAUCACCUCUGGUUGCCUGUCAAGCGUUCCACAAAUGAAGAAGAUUUCCACAUCCUAUGAGGAAAGACGGAAGCAAGCUACUGCUAUUGUUCUGCUGGGAGUCAUCGGAGCGGAAUUUGGUGCUGAAAUUGAACCUCCCAAACUGUUGACCCGACCUCGAAGCUCCAGUCAAAUUCCAGAGGGAUUUGGCUUGACCAGUGGUGGAUCCAACUACUCCUUGGCCAGACACACUUGCAAGGCAUUGACAUUUCUUCUGCUACAGCCCCCGAGUCCCAAGCUUCCUCCACACAGCACCAUCCGGAGAACAGCUAUUGAUCUCAUUGGUCGGGGCUUCACCGUGUGGGAGCCUUACAUGGACGUGUCUGCCGUUCUGAUGGGCCUUCUCGAACUUUGUGCUGACGCAGAGAAGCAACUUGCCAACAUCACAAUGGGACUUCCCCUGAGCCCAGCCGCUGACUCCGCCCGCUCAGCCCGGCAUGCCCUCUCCCUCAUUGCCACCGCCAGACCACCCGCCUUCAUCACCACCAUAGCCAAAGAGGUGCACAGACACACUGCUCUUGCCGCAAACGCCCAGUCACAGCAGAGCAUUCACACCACCACUCUCGCACGAGCAAAGGGUGAGAUUCUGAGAGUCAUCGAAAUCCUCAUUGAAAAGAUGCCCACGGAUGUUGUGGAUCUCCUUGUCGAGGUCAUGGACAUCAUUAUGUACUGCCUUGAAGGAUCUUUGGUUAAAAAGAAAGGUCUUCAGGAAUGUUUCCCAGCCAUAUGCAGGUUCUACAUGGUCAGCUAUUAUGAGCGGAAUCACAGGAUAGCAGUUGGCGCUCGGCAUGGUUCAGUGGCCCUGUACGACAUCCGAACUGGAAAAUGUCAGACCAUCCACGGACACAAGGGACCAAUCACUGCAGUGGCCUUUGCUCCUGACGGACGGUAUCUUGCCACCUAUUCGAAUACGGACAGCCACAUUUCCUUCUGGCAGAUGAACACCUCGAUCCUCGGAAGCAUCGGUAUGCUCAAUUCGGCCCCUCAGCUGCGCUGCAUCAAAACCUACCAGGUACCUCCGGUGCAGCCCGCCUCCCCCGGCUCGCACAACGCCCUCCGACUGGCCCGCCUCAUCUGGACUUCCAACCGCAACGUCAUCCUGAUGGCUCACGACGGCAAGGAGCACCGCUUUGUGGUCUGAGGCUGCGGCC
Messenger RNA from Elephantulus edwardii (Cape elephant shrew), 4487 nucleotides. RefSeq names its product WD repeat domain 7 (gene WDR7). Gene Ontology annotation, molecular function: protein binding. The record is from RefSeq and is a predicted model, not a curated record. The transcript is spliced from 27 exons. NCBI's taxonomy places the organism in Eukaryota, Metazoa, Chordata, Mammalia, Macroscelidea, Macroscelididae. The coding region runs from base 5 to 4477 and encodes 1490 amino acids. Gene Ontology annotation, cellular component: cytoplasm.